Messenger RNA from Ictidomys tridecemlineatus (thirteen-lined ground squirrel), 1183 nucleotides. RefSeq names its product StAR related lipid transfer domain containing 10 (gene Stard10). Gene Ontology annotation, cellular component: cytosol; intercellular canaliculus; microvillus. Gene Ontology annotation, molecular function: lipid binding. NCBI's taxonomy places the organism in Eukaryota, Metazoa, Chordata, Mammalia, Rodentia, Sciuridae. The record is from RefSeq and is a predicted model, not a curated record.
CGACUGAGAUGCUGAAAACAGGGUCCCAGGAAGGUGGCGUCAGCAUCUGCAACCGCGUCGACAACGUUGUCGGAGCCUCCGCGAAGGACCCAGGAGAACCGGACUAGGACCAAGGUGCUGGGCCUCCCCUCUUUCCCAAUGGAGAAGUCAGCAGCCUCAACAGAGCUUCAAGGGCCACGGCCAGUCCUGGGCCGUGAAAGUGUCCAGGUGCCGGACGACCAGGACUUCCGCAGCUUCCGGUCAGAGUGUGAGGCUGAGGUGGGCUGGAAUCUGACUUACAGCAAGGCUGGCGUGUCUGUGUGGGUGCAGGCUAUGGAGAUGGAUCGGACUCUACACAAGAUCAAGUGCCGUAUGGAGUGCCGUGAUGUGCCAGCAGAGACACUCUACGAUGUCCUACAUGACAUUGAGUACCGAAAGAAAUGGGACAGCAACGUCAUUGAAACUUUCGACAUCGCCCGUUUGACAGUCAACGCUGAUGUGGGCUAUUAUUCUUGGAGGUGUCCCAAGCCUCUGAAGAACCGUGAUGUCAUCACCCUCCGCUCCUGGCUCCCCAUGGGCACUGAUUACAUCAUCAUGAACUACUCAGUCAAACAUCCUAAAUACCCACCUCGAAAAGACUUGGUCCGAGCUGUGUCCAUCCAGACGGGCUACCUCAUCCAGAGCACUGGGCCCAAGAGCUGCGUCAUCACCUACCUGGCCCAGGUGGACCCCAAAGGCUCCUUACCCAAGUGGGUAGUGAAUAAAUCUUCUCAGUUCCUGGCUCCCAAGGCCAUGAAGAAGAUGUACAAGGCAUGUGUCAAGUACCCUGAGUGGAAGCAGAAGCAUCAGCCACACUUCAAGCCAUGGCUGCACCCAGAGCAGAGCCCAUUGCCCAGCCUGGCACUGUCGGAGCUGUCAGUGCAGCACGCAGACUCACUGGAGAACAUCGAUGAGAGCGCAGUGGCAGAGAGCAGGGAGGAGCGAGUGGGUGGUGCAGGUGGCGAGGGCAGUGAUGAUGAUACCUCGCUCACCUGAGUGCAGCACUGCUGCAUGGACUGAGACCGGACUGGGGCUGAGCCCUGGGGCAUGGAUCCUCCUGCACUUCCUCCUGUCUCUCACCCUGCCUCCUGGGGGCCUUGGGCUGCGCCCAGGCGGCAUUACAGCCUGUCUGGACACAGCCCCAAUAAACGAUCCCACAGCCUCA